UCUCGCCUCCGCCUCCGCCUCCGCCUGCAGGUGUGAGCAGAUGGCGCCGUCCAAGCAGUACGACGAAGGCGGGCAGCUCCAGCUGAUGGAUGCAGACAGGGUUGAGGAGGAGGAGGAGUGCUUUGAGUCCAUCGACAAGUUAAUCUCGCAAGGGAUAAACUCUGGAGAUGUGAAGAAGCUGCAGGACGCUGGUAUCUACACUUGCAAUGGCCUCAUGAUGCAUACAAAGAAGAGCCUGACAGGAAUCAAGGGAUUAUCUGAAGCAAAGGUAGAUAAGAUCUGCGAAGCAGCUGAAAAACUUCUGAGCCAGGGAUUCAUGACAGGAAGUGAUCUCCUUAUUAAGCGGAAGUCUGUUGUUCGGAUCACCACUGGGAGUCAGGCACUUGAUGAGCUGCUUGGCGGAGGGAUUGAAACACUCUGCAUCACAGAGGCAUUUGGAGAGUUUCGAUCAGGGAAGACCCAGUUGGCUCACACUCUAUGUGUCUCCACUCAGCUUCCAAUCCACAUGCAUGGGGGGAACGGGAAGGUUGCUUACAUUGACACUGAGGGAACAUUCCGGCCUGAGCGCAUUGUACCAAUUGCUGAGAGGUUUGGGAUGGAUGCCAAUGCUGUUCUUGAUAAUAUCAUAUAUGCUCGUGCAUACACCUAUGAGCACCAGUACAACUUGCUCCUUGGCCUUGCUGCUAAGAUGGCUGAAGAGCCUUUCAGGCUUCUGAUUGUGGAUUCCGUGAUCGCACUAUUCCGUGUUGAUUUCAGUGGCAGGGGUGAACUUGCAGAGCGCCAGCAAAAAUUGGCACAGAUGCUCUCUCGCCUUACUAAGAUAGCUGAGGAGUUCAAUGUUGCAGUGUACAUCACCAACCAAGUGAUUGCCGAUCCAGGUGGUGGAAUGUUCAUAACUGACCCGAAGAAACCUGCGGGAGGCCACGUGCUUGCGCAUGCAGCCACCAUCCGGUUGAUGCUGAGGAAAGGCAAAGGAGAGCAGCGUGUCUGCAAGAUCUUUGAUGCACCUAACCUGCCUGAGGGAGAAGCUGUUUUCCAGGUAACAUCAGGUGGAAUAAUGGAUGCGAAAGACUGAACGUUCAUUGACGCUGCUCCCUGUCCUCAAAUUACAGGUUUCUCCUAGUAUAUUCCUGCAUAAGUGCAUAGGCCAUAUAGGUACAUUGACAAAACACUACUGCUAGUCUGCUACUAUGAUAUUUCUACCCAGAUAGUUCUAACCUCAUACUGGAUAUUUCUCUGUCCUUAGGAGAACAACAGUUGUACUGAAACAAAUACAAUAUUGUCUUAUGUUUAACAGGUUGGUUCCCCCAGAUGUUUAUACCCCACAUUGAGGUUUUCUUUAUACACCUGCUCGUGCACAAUUUGUACAAUCGUAUGUCAAACGCCAAACAUGUCUUUUGUGCUGAUUAUCCACGGAUUUUCUUUAAGUACGUGGUCUCUAUUCAGUUCCCCAGUUUAUUCUCCAGUUAGACCACAAAUGUCUAUUACAAGCAUUUUCUUGUUAGAACAUUCAUUUGAUUGAGAUAUUUUUUGCGUACAUUUACAAGCGGCAAGAGGGCCGCUCGUAAAUAUUCCU
This is a messenger RNA of Oryza brachyantha (malo sina), 1576 nucleotides long. RefSeq names its product meiotic recombination protein DMC1 homolog B. Gene Ontology annotation, cellular component: condensed nuclear chromosome; nucleus. Gene Ontology annotation, molecular function: DNA strand exchange activity; double-stranded DNA binding; ATP binding. The transcript has 15 exons. The record is from RefSeq and is a predicted model, not a curated record. Gene Ontology annotation, biological process: DNA repair; chromosome organization involved in meiotic cell cycle; DNA strand invasion. The coding region runs from base 41 to 1075 and encodes 344 amino acids. Lineage: Eukaryota; Viridiplantae; Streptophyta; Magnoliopsida; Poales; Poaceae.